AUGUCUUUAAGACAUGCUAUAAGCAAAACUGCUUCAGACCUGUUGCACAAGCUCAAGAAUGAUGUACAAGGUGUCAAGAACAAGCUGCAGGUUCAUAAUGACAACACUGUCACUGCUGUUGAAGAUGUCGUUGACAAGUGGUGUGGCAGGGUUGAGGAGCUGAAGAAAGUAGUGCGCACGAUGAAUGAAAUGAACCCGGAUUGCCUGGAGCACAUAGAUCAAAUGGAACAUGCUUACGAUGCUCUAUGGGAGAAGACAGAGAAUCUUGUUGCGAUAAUCAAUAAGGGGCAGUUGAUGAAUGUGAACGAGGCUGGCAGUGCACCUCAGGCAGUCUCACAUGCUGCUUUGAAAGCUGAAGAGAAGCCUGCGUGCAAAGAACACAACAACCACCUUCAGGACAAAGCUAUGUCGGCAGAAGAGUUGCAGAGGACUUCAAUUGCAGACAUUGAGUCUGCAAUUUGUGCUGUGUGGGAUAUGCUAAGAGUGAAGCAUAGGGCUGCCUGGAAAGACGAGAAACUGUUAGAUGCAAACAGAGAAGUGUUUGCCCAAUCAGAGGAGCAAGAGCAUUUAUCUGCUCUUGUUGAUCCCAAGUACAACUUUCUGUUUGAGUGGAAAUAUCAAUCAACAGAUGAGUCCAGUGAUGAUGAAGGAGGGCCUAUUGACUCUGAGAUAUCUGAGGAAAAAUGUGACAAGCCAGCCAAUUGGCAAAGUGAAUGGAUCUCACGGCCACCAGACUAUUGCACUGAGCAUGAUUCACGCACUCAGUCUCUUUACUCUGUGCCACGUCUGUGCAUUCUUUCAAGAUCUCUUACUGCUGUCUCCAUGGCUGCAAAGCACAAGCCCAAGCAGGCUGCACUGCCUGUAGUCCAGCCUGUUUUUGCUGUCCCUGGUACUCCACCAUCUGUGGCCCGUAUGCAUUUGGAGACUCCUGUCACUGGCCCGACACCCAAUUCCAGUCCCCACCCUCAUAAAUGUUCAAAUGCAACCAAUCCCUCUGGAUCGUCUGCCCCUGCUCUUGCCUCCAGCAUUCACAUCCUCACAGAUGUCAGUGUCCUCAUCUACUUCAUCAUGCUCUCGCUCGAACCAGAGGCCAUCUUUAACAGUGUGAUAUGGCCGCACCCCUGCUCCUCCCAUCGUCUAAUGCACUGUCAAUCCCCCAAGCAUAUCAUCUACUCCACGCUUGCCCUCCCUUACUUCAUCCGAAGCAUCCUCAUCCUCACAGAUAGGCCAUCGACGAGCCUUGAUGACCUUCAUGUCUACAUGGCUGAGGAAUGUUGUGGGCCAUCGGCCCGCACACCUUGCAUGGUUGAUCUGAAGCUCAAGCGCAACUUUGGUGCUGACACACAUUCAUUAUGGCCUACUCAUGAGGACAUGGUCAAUGCCAGCAUGACCUUUGGUAGGGUGUACUUCACUCCACUCCAGCCUAAUACUGAGGUGAAGCAUGCCCAUGCAAAGAGCCUCUGGCUAGACGAAGAAAAGGCAAAGGCCACACUCGAAGUGGAUGCACCCCUACCUGCACUCAAGCACAUCAAACAGUUCCUCUUUGUCACCUUUACCACAGGCAAGUCAGACUUCAAAGGUGAUCAAAUAUUAGAGCUUUGUGAAGAAACUGUUGCCCAUCUGCAAGUGACCAAACGUAUCAUGACUACUGCAUGCUCCAAUACCUUCUUCAUCUCCAGCCAGUGCAGUGGUGCCCUCAUCUUGGCCCGACACUAUGAAGACUCCAAAGAGUCAGCACAUCACACUGAAUGGUGGCAAACUGGCAUAGACAAGGACAGUGGUCUCCGCACCCAACUAUUUAUAGAUUGGCACUACAUGAAGAACAUGCAUAACCUUAAGAGUGAAUUCAUCAAAAGCAACAUAUCAUUUUUGCCUGCUGACAUGGCUUACCUCAACUCUACACUGGCUUUGUUCUCACUCCUCAUAUUUCGUGGCAUGUUUGAAGAAGAUGUUCUCGCUUGGCACAAAAAUCCAUCUCUUGUGCUGCACUUUCCAUACAAGCUCACCAUCAAGGAUGAGUUUCUGGACCAAGCCCUGAUCAUCAACGAAAACCUCAAGGACGCCACCUAUAACAUGCUUCAUCAUUGGUUCAGUAAAACUUUUCAACUUGCUCAUUCUGGUAUGGCUUUGCUGGCUGGAUGGCAGACAGGGUUCCGAAGCUCGGAGCACGCAAAGACUACAUAUCAGGUUCCUGAUCGCCCCAUCGAUCUUUCUGCUGCACGCUACGAUGUAACGAGUGUUGAUCAUGACUUCCUUGACUGGCACAAGUCAGUCGACUAUGACAGGAAUGAUCUCACUCAUGCACCCCUUGAGGCUUCUAUUAAGGCACUCACCAGCAACCCUGAAAUUACAUUGCUAAUUGAAGAGUGGGAGGUCCUCGAGCUGCCCGUCUCUGACAAGUAUCAAAAGCUGAGCUUUCAGCUAAAUACGGUGAAUGAUGUCAGAUUCGACUCUGAUUCUCAUGUCACUGCUGCCAUGGAUGCUUGGACUGAUCCUCCUGUCAUGCAGAAAGUCCACUGCAAACUAGUCACAGAGAGUGAGCAACAGUCAUCGACCACAUUCUCUGCUUUGACACCAGCUAGGAGCAGCCGCUCUAUCUCUGCAUCCACUAGCAGAGUGACCUCUGUUUCCUGUGAUGUCUGCUCUGGUGCAUCCAUGCCAGCGACAGCCUCAACACGUGCAUCUUCUCCAGCUGUAACAGAUUACAGCCUUGAUGAAGAAGCCACAGGGUUUUAUGAUGAUGAUGAUGGCACAGAGUCCGAGAUAGGCAUAGAGACCACAGCUCCGGGUGACUUCAAUUUCGACGUGGACACUGCAAAGAAAAUGGUCCUUAUCCCUAUCAUCAAAUCCUCUCCAGGGAAUGCUCGCUAUGCCAUCCUAUACCAUUAUCUUGUCCUUCUGAAAGCAGAUCGUCUCCAUAACCAAGGAUAUUGCCCUUUCUGCUAUGACAAUUCUACCCUUCCCAAGGACAAACAUGAGAAGCACCAUUCACGUAACAUGGGCCAACACAUUUGGUGCUGCCACAUCGAGCCUGAACUAGAAGACUAUGAAGCUGCUGACCUGCCAGACAUUGACCCAACCAGUCUAGAUGGUGUCAUAGAUGAUGAUGUCUAUGAUGCAGACACUGAUGAUAUUGCCACACAAGCAGAAGUCGAUGUGACCGGUUCACACCAUGCCACCAACACAGUCUCUGACAUCACUAAAAUCACUCAUGAAGAGUCUCUAUGGUGUAUGCUUACUCGAGGCUGGCAAGCACUGAGCGCUCAAGUGCAUCACCAAGUCUCCAUAAGGGCCUUUUCGCUCUUCUUUCACCCCAUUUGUUUGUUUGAUGAGGAGCUGCCAUGGGACUACAAGUUCGAACGUGGAUGCAAGAAGCUACAUAGGCUGUUUAAUAUCAUGGACUAUGAACCUAUGGUGAAGCAUCUCUAUACUCACUGGAACAAGAGAAGUGUGACCUCGCUGGACUAUACCAAGCAAUUCAACUGUGCCUUUCCUCCUUGCAACUGCUCCAAAAUACGCACUCUGAAAGAGAUGGUCGAACACUUGCACAAUUUGAGAAUCGCAGAAUGGCCGAUCAGCAGCAUGCAUAUAAAGGCAUUGAGAAGGCAUUCCAAUCCAAGACUGCUGCCACCAUGGAUGACGACACACACUGCUGCUCUCUCUGACAACAUGCUGCUGCCUCCCUCCAUGGACAGUAUCGCUUCAGAUGGUGCACUUAGCUCAGCACCUGCACCAUCAUUGAUCACUACCAACAUCGUGCUGCCACCUCCCCUUCUGAUUAUACCAACCCUUGAAGGCUCAGCAAACGUCACACCCCAUCUGCGUGAACUCUGCCAGUUUUUUGCUGCUUUUCAUGAAUCUAACCCAUGGAUCAAGGAGGAGCAGUUUGACCUGUCAGGAUUUUUCGAUAUGACUGAUGACGAGAUCAAGAGCACUUUUGCUGUGCCACUGGUCUCGAAGAUGUAUGUAAUGAACAGCAGCAUCAUAGGACUACAUAUAGUAGAGGCUAGUAUAGUGUUCAAGUAG
Messenger RNA from Laetiporus sulphureus 93-53, 4026 nucleotides. RefSeq lists its product as uncharacterized. The transcript is spliced from 24 exons. The record is from RefSeq and is a predicted model, not a curated record. The coding region runs from base 1 to 4026 and encodes 1341 amino acids. Lineage: Eukaryota; Fungi; Basidiomycota; Agaricomycetes; Polyporales; Laetiporaceae.